AUGGACCUCAAAAGGGUGAAGGUCUCAGUUCAUGCUUUCCUGGCAUCCGGCAUCUUCAUGUCAACUACGAUCUCCAAGAGACAGAAGAUCCGGUUUUUGCUGGGUAUGUUUGACGAGAACGACAGCCGGAUGCUCAAUUCUGCCGAGUUUGUGGAGAUGAUCUCGUCCUUCUUGCAUGGCAUCGCCUGCGCCUUUGCACUGGUCGACUGCGUAAGCCUUGCGCCGAAGCCGAGUCUGCGUCGAAAGCUGGGAAAAUGCCUUUUCGACCGGGUGGUGAACAGCGCCUGCUGCAGUUUGCCUUUCUGGGAGGCCAAGAAGAUCAAAGCCAAAGAUGCAGCACCGAUCUGGCUUAUUGAAGAGUGGUUCCUGAGUGAAGGGGGAGACCCCCUCGCCGCUCCCUUUGCUAUGCUCUUAGAGCGGUUUUCCGUUCGUGAGUUUGAAGAUGAUCCCGAGUUCUUCGAAGAUGAGGACAAAAGCUUCAAGCUCUCCCACACGGCCCCAGUGGAGUUGCCCUUGCAGACAGCAGCCGCGCUGGACUCGAGCUGUCUCCGCCGUGAUGAAAUAGGUCUUGUGCGGAAAGUCUUCUGCGAGUGCGAGAAGCAGCGUGACUUCUCUUUGUCUUACGAAGACAUGGGUCGUGCGGUUGGGGAGUUGAUCCCGCCAGAUCUAUGGUGCGACCGACUGGUACGAGGUCUGGACGAGAUGGAGCGUUUGCGGGGUGUCGGGCAGAAGCCCAACUUAUCGCUCUUCCUCAGAAAGCUUUGCCCGAGUGCAAAGCCUCGCCACAUUCGGCUGUUUCAGAUUUGGAUGAAGGAGUUGGACCAUAUAGAGGAGCUCAAGGAGGACUUAGCGACUUCUCGCCGCCUGCAAGAGUACUUCGAAAGUUAUGUCGCCCGGCCAGUGCUUCCAGUACGUGUUCGCCAAGAGUUGCUGGAAGAGUAUGAGAGCCUUGCGUUCAACACAUUGCAGGCAAGCGUCACGCGAGAUGCCUUCCGCAAGAGAUUCUACGAUGGAGGCUCCAGGGUGACCCAGGAGGAUUACGUCGCUGCCAUGUGCCCGACAGAGUUUCGCCACAAGGAAGGCAGCUUCGGUGUCGUUUCAGUCUUCAUGCAUGACGAUGCGCAACGUGCAUAG
Molecule: messenger RNA, 1134 nt
Organism: Symbiodinium necroappetens
Lineage: Eukaryota; Dinophyceae; Suessiales; Symbiodiniaceae
Source: the annotation of a GenBank genome assembly